Messenger RNA from Seminavis robusta, 1131 nucleotides. The record is from the annotation of a GenBank genome assembly. NCBI's taxonomy places the organism in Eukaryota, Bacillariophyta, Bacillariophyceae, Naviculales, Naviculaceae.
AUGGCUCCUUUCAAAAGAGCAUUGGUGCCAUCAUGGCUCUUGGUGGUGGCACUCGUCUUGACGGUGAACCUGGGUCGCAGCAAACCGUCGUGUAUUUCAUGUGAAGCAUUGUCGAUCAUGAUGAUAUCUUCAUCAUCGACAAACACAAAGGCCUCCACUGGAAGCUUUGGCUCAGGAUCGUUUGCCGCAUCCAAGAAGCCACCUCCCUACUUGGCCCUGAUAACCCCUCGCAACACUUGCGACAACCAGCAACGCUUGGAAGAUAUUUGCAGUAAGCUCCAAGAGGCACUGGACACGCACCAUGUGGACUUGGUGUCAGUGAGAAUCACCAAGGCUACGGCAAACCCCAAACUGGUGUUGGAGCUCAUUCAAUUUCUGGUACAGCAGAGCAAGAACAACAAGUGUAGCGUCGUCGUCUUGCAAGAUUGGCUUGAUUUGGCAAUUCAAGCCGAGGCUCAAGGGAUUCAUAUCAAAGAAGGGUGCAGAGGCGAAAUCCCCUUGAUUCGACAAAGAUAUCAAGAAGCCAAUUUACCACCACCGUUGAUUGGGAGCACUGCGCAUUCCGUCGAUUCAGCUGUCGAAGCUGCCUCGUUUCGACCGGAUUAUUUGUUUGCAGGGAGCUGCUACUUUUCGGGUGACUCUCAUCCGGAAAAUCUAUAUUAGAAGGACCCUUGCUGCCGGGGUUAGUGGCAAAGGAAGUUGAUGCUGGGUGCCCAGUGUUUGCUAUUGGUGGCAUUGAAAUCAGCAACUGUCAAGAGCCCAUUCUUCAUGGAGCCUCGGGUGCCACGGCUAUUCGGGCAGUGUUUCAAGCCAACAAUGUUGCUGAGAGCGUCAACGAGCUCCACUCCAGUCUGCUAGAAGCCUACAACAAUGGGGUGCAGAGUCACCGCCACAAGCAUCCAUUGCCGGCACAGUAGAUCAGUUACUUCUUUGCGGCCUACCGCACCGGAAUUAGUCGAAGUUCUUUUGUUCGGAGCACUCUACUUCGGCCGACCGGCACGUCACAAUUUAUACAUUUGGUCCCCUCCUUUUCUCGUCCAUGCGCACUAGCUAUCAUAGCUUGAGUAUACACUUUCUUAGGUUCGAUUCAAAACUGAUGCCAAGCUCUCAAGAACUCUAAACUCCUCUCGU